CACCAUGGCAUCCCAAUUCAAAGACGAGAAGAACAUUCCUGUGUCCAAGCAGGACUUCCCGGGCAAGGACCGGGAUAUGCCUGAUCCAAAGCCGACUCGCGACGAGCUACCCGAGGCAGGCGGAACUAGCACGACGUACAAAGCAGCAAAUAAGCUCCAGGGGAAAAGGGCGCUCAUCACCGGCGGCGAUAGCGGCAUCGGAGCAGCUACUGCAGUGCUGUUUGCCAAGGAGGGCGCUGUAACGACCAUUGCAUAUCUCCCGGAAGAAGAGCAGGAUGCACAAGACACCAAGAAGCAGGUCGAGGCGGCUGGGGGAAAAUGCUAUCUCUUCGCUGCGGAUCUUGUCAAGAAAGAGAACUGCCAGGCCGCAGUGGACUUUGCUCUGGAAAAGAUGGGCGGCAUCGAUAUUCUCUUCAACAAUGCGGCCUACCAAAUGAUGGUUGAGGAUAUUCUCGACCUGCCAGACGAGCAAUGGGUUCACACUUUCAACGUCAACAUUCACUCGUACUUUUACAUGUCAAAGUACUCCCUCAAGCACAUGAAACGCGGUGCUGUUAUCAUCAACAAUGCCUCUAUCAACGCAUACAUUGGCCGGCCCGAUUUGCUGGAUUAUACCUCUACCAAAGGAGCCAUUGUAUCCUUCACACGCGGUCUGAGUAAUCAGUAUAUCUCAAAGGGAAUCAGAGUCAAUGCCGUUGCCCCGGGUCCUGUUUGGACUCCUUUGAUUCCCGCGACGAUGAAUGAGAAGGCGCAAAAGGAAUUCACCAGUCCUAUGGGCCGACCAGCGCAACCAUCCGAAAUCGCAAGCUGUGUCGUGUUCCUUGCUUCAAUGGACAGCUCUUGUGUUAGCGGACAGACACUGCACUGCAACGGUGGUACUGUGGUAAAUGGUUGAA
This is a messenger RNA of Trichoderma citrinoviride, 896 nucleotides long. Its product is annotated as 3-oxoacyl-reductase. Lineage: Eukaryota; Fungi; Ascomycota; Sordariomycetes; Hypocreales; Hypocreaceae. The transcript is spliced from 6 exons. The coding region runs from base 5 to 895 and encodes 296 amino acids. The record is from RefSeq and is a predicted model, not a curated record. Gene Ontology annotation, molecular function: oxidoreductase activity.